Molecule: messenger RNA, 3449 nt
Organism: Physella acuta
Lineage: Eukaryota; Metazoa; Mollusca; Gastropoda; Physidae
Product: ankyrin repeat and BTB/POZ domain-containing protein 1
Cellular component (GO): cytoplasm; ubiquitin ligase complex
Molecular function (GO): protein binding
Source: RefSeq, a predicted model, not a curated record
AAUAAUAUUAAUAAUUAAUAAUUAUUAAAUUUUAUUAGGCCUAGAUCUAGUAGUAGGAGAGUUAUUUUUGGUAAUCUAUCGUUUUGGGUACGUAAAAUCGCCCGCGACUUGUAAUGUGAAAAACAGGUGACUCCUUACAUUUUGAUAAUUAUUUCACAUUUUGAGGAGGAUUUAUGUUUUGAAAAAUACAAAAAUAUUUCCUUGUUUCUUUUAUGUACCUGUAUUUAAACAAUUGAAUUAAAACUUUUUAGUAAUAAAUGAACACCAGCGAUGUUUCCAACAGAUGCAACCAUGCUCAUUUACUAUAGCAGCCAUCUUGUUAAAGUUUUAUUUUUAUAGACUUAUAGUGCACGAUUCAGGCGGAAGUCACUCUAUUUUACAAAUGGCUGCUGUUUAUAUAGCAAAUCUUGCUUGCAGACACUGCUGUUUAAAGUUAAUUUCUGGCCUAUAUUGAUAUAUUUAGCCAUUGAUUUAGGUUUAUUAUCCAUUUAUCUAUAAUAUUUGACACAAACAUAUCACAAUAUACUUCUAUUACAGCCUUGACAAUGAGGUAACGUUUUCGUACAUUAAUAGCCGCGGCCGAUUUUUUUACGUACCCAAAACGAUAGAUUACCAGUUAUUUUAUCUAGCCUACUAUUUUAUAUUUUUUAAUUUUUAGUAUCUACACUAGUCUAGAGAGAGUAGAUAAGAUAGUUUUCUUAGUAGUUAACAAAAAGUUAAGUUACCAACUAACUACUAGAUUCUAGAUCUAGUAGUUAGUACAAGUACAAUAGAUCUAUAAUUUUUUAACUAUAAGUAAUAAGUAAACAGUAAAAUAACUAUCAUUUUAUACUUAUAGUUAUAACUUAUAAGUUAUAGAUCUAGCUAGAUUAUUCUAGAUAUCAGAUAUAGUCUAUAGUCUAUGAAUGAUUCAUUCAAUUCAUGGAUGUUCAAGAUAUGUUUUAUGCUUGUAAAAGCGGAGAUUUACAACGCCUUCAGUACCUUGUGGACAUCAAAGAAGUGGAGAUUGAUCUGAGGGAUAAAUGGGAUAGCACACCAUUGUACUAUGCAUGCCUGUGUGGGCACAGAGAUAUAGUAGAAUAUUUACUAGAAAGAGGAGCCAAGUGUGAAGCCAACACAUUUGAUGGCGAGCGAUGUUUGUACGGUGCUCUGACAGAUGACAUACGCAACCUUUUACGGAGCUAUCAUGUUAUUUCUUCUAGAACUAUACGAAGAGACCUGUAUGAGGAGUUUAUGCGCAGGCUGCUAGAAAACAGGCUGUACAGUGAUGUGCUGUUUAGUGUCCAUGGAGAAGAAUUAUCUGCCCACCGCUGCAUACUGAGUGCGCGUUCUCUUUUCUUUGCCCGGAUGUUUAAAACCAAGUGGCAGGAUAGAAGGGUUAUAGAACUCAAUCACUCGCAGAUGUCACAAGGAGCAUUUAAAUCCAUCUUGCAAUAUAUUUAUACAGGUCACAUGGAAGUGUCCAUUGACCUAGUUGGAGACUGUGUCCGAUUGGCCAGGCACUGUCAACUAGACCAGCUGGUGACCCAGAUAGAAGACAAGAUGAAAAAAACACAGUCCUGGGAAAGUUCCAAGCCUGGUGUUAGAGUGACCACCCUUGUUCUGGAUCCAACCAAUGGCAGCGACUCGCUUCAACAAGACCUGGCCCAGCUGGCACAAGCAGCUCUGCCUGAUGGGCUGUCAUCUUGGGUUUUAGGAGAGCUUCCAUUUGAUCCAGAGAGUUUGAGUUAUGCAGAUGUGUGUUUUGUGGUGGAGGAACAAAAGUUUAUGUGCCACAAGGCAUUCUUCUGUGGUCGUAGUGACUAUUUUAAAGCUCUACUUGAGGACCAUUUUGGUGAGAAUAAAUGCAGUGAAAAUGUGCCAAUCAUCUACCUGCAUCAAGUCGCUGCAGAUAUUUUCAUUCGGAUACUAACAUACAUCUAUUCUGACUCUUGUGAACUGAGCCCAGGCGUGGUGUGUGAUGUGCUGAUGGCAGCUGACAUGUACCUUCUGGCAGGCCUCAAGCGCCAGUGUGGCACCUCCAUGAUGGACUUUGUGGAGGAGGCUAACGUUGUCUCAAUCAUCAGGACCUCCAGGCUCUUUGGACUCCCUAGGCUGGAAUCACACUGUGCUCAAUUCAUAGCCAACCACCUCUCCAAGAUCAUCGUCCAGGAAGACUUUCACCAACUGGUUCUAGAGGAUGCCGGAAAUGUUCAGGCCAGGGAGGAGACAGACAGCAUCGACAUUGUGGAUGAAAUACGCUACUACAUAACCAGCUUUGUUUUGACCUACAGCGAAAUGGAGGAAGCCAAUGAAAAACUGAGACUCAUUGACAACCUCCUGGAAGAGCUGGAUGUAGAGGGUUGAGGACGGGACAACCCUCAAGGUUGAGGACAUGGUCCUUACAACCCUCAAGGCCACUGACCUAAAGUUUGUUGUUGCUGUGUUGUUUUACUCCUGGUUAUGUGUAGCUGUGAUGUACUAUUCCUGGUGUACAUGUAUUUGGCCAUAGUGUGAUGAUUAGAAUGGAUUUUUUUGCUUAGGUCACUAUGUCUAUGGGCUUGUGAGCACUCAAGAAUAUCAAAUUUUCAAUCUAAGAUAUUGAAUUAGUCAUUAAAAAUUAAUUAAAAAAUGUUUAUAUUCAAUAACGAAGGGGGAGAUGACAAGAGGGUAGUUAAAUAGUAGAGGCUGCAACAGGUUUUUGAUGGUUGUAUGUUUUAUAUGGUUGUUUGUAUGUUUUAUAUGGUUGUUUGUAUGUUUUAUAUGGUUGUUUGUAUGUUUUAGAUCAUCCACCUGGAAUAUUUACAUUGAUGAUAGUCAGUCAUAUGAGCGGAGUCAAUGGAUCUUCUAAUGCAUAAUUAGAGGCAGAUAAUAAUCAUUUAGAGCUACUGAUCAAGUUUUAACUAAUGAACCAAAUCAAAUCAGCAAAAAAAAUUUAAACUUCCAUAUGGACUUAAUGUAGCAUCUUUAUAACAUGUAACACCAAAGUUAGAAAAUAAACCUCUAUAAUAAUACUGUUUUUAGUCCAGAAAUCUUUUCAAUAUAUUUCAAUAUAUUUUCUUCUUUUAUAUUUGAAGACAAGUUAUGUUUAUUCUCUUUUUUAGUUGUUUUAUUAUUAUAUAAUAUAAGCCUACAUGAUUUAGUUUCCAAGUUUUCUGGCUCAAGUCAUUUGAAAAAAAUUUCUUGUAAUAUGUUGACUCAAAACUUACAUUGACACAAAUUGUAAACACUAAGAUCUAAAGCCUGACCUUGACCUUAAAUAAAGCUCACUGAUGGUGCCCUGUUGACACAUCAUGUAUUCUGAUUGGUGGACUAACAAGCCUACAUAAAUAAUGCAACAUGAUGAGUAAAAAUGUAUGUAUUGUUUAUGUAAAUAUUCUGCCACUGUAUUUAAUCACCAAGAUUUGGGGUGGGGGGAUGUUUACAUGGAUUUUUUUUACCAUUUAACACAGGUCUUAACCAAAAUUAAA